AGAGUACACGCAGUUUGUUUCUGUCACAGAGAAGCUUUGUUCAACAUCAUGAUGCUUCGCCAUUAUUCUGAUUAGAAAAAAACACUUCCACCAAGAUGUACAAGCUGAACCCGGUGGAGAGUCUGCGCGCGCAGAUUCUCGUGGAAAAUGCUUUGAAAAAGCUUUCUUUCCUGACAAACCUCGGUGGCGCAUCCACGGGAGAGGAACUGACGCAAUUUAUGGGCGACGAAAUAUCAAGGAUCAUCGAGGUAUACAUAGAUACGUAAAUAGGUUGCAGCUUUGUCAUGCACAAAUUGCUAUCACUUCCGCAACGGCUCAUGCAAAAAACCGCAUGACAAAUAAAAUCUCAUCACUACAGGAACAACGCGGGCUCGAGAAGCAGUAUGAGUCUCUGAUCCACAAGCGCGGUACUUUGAAGGGGUUGAUGAACAAAUCGGAGUUUGAAAAAGUACAGAAGAACAUCGUGGAAGUUUCCUCCAAGCUCCGGGAGUCCAACCAGGCGCUGUGCCGAAAUUUAAAAGAAAACCCCAACGCGCAGGGAAAUUUGCUGAAAAUGAUGCAGGAGCGGGCGCGGGUGCAUACGCUCCUGGAUGACAGCAAGAAAGAGUUGUUGCGGCCACCCGGGGAGCAAGGGUUUUCCCAUCUAGUAGCGAAAGCAGAGGCAGAAAGGAAGGAUCAGGUACUUUUGCCUGGUUGAGAUUUUUGUAAUGCACGAACAUGGACCACUAGUAGCUGUUUUUUCUUGCAGACAACAUUGCUUUUCUAGGGGAAUCAAUGCUGAAUGUGGGGGCGGGGUUGUCGUUUGCGGCAACUUUACGCGAGCCCGUGUCUACCUCGCUGAUCGAGGGCAGCUGACUUUUGGCUAUCCAAAUCUUGGCUAUCCAAAUUUUGGCUACCCAAAUCUUGGCUAUCCAAAUUUUGGCUAUCCAAACUGGUUUAGCUAUCCAAACUGGUUUGGCUAUCCAAAUUUUGGCUAUCCAAAGUUUGGCUAUCCAAAUUUUGGCUAUCCAAAAUCUUGGCUAUCCAAAUUUUGGCUAUCCAAACUGGUUUGGCUAUCCAAAUUUUGGCUAUCCAAAAUCUUGGCUAUCCAAAAUUUGGCUAUCCGACUUUUGGCUAUCCAAAUUUUGGCUAUCCAACUGCUGUUGGCUAUCCAACUUUUGGCUAUCCAAAUUUUGGCUAUCCAAAUUUUGGCUAUCCAAAUUUUGGCUAUCCAACAUUUAGCUAUCCAAAUUUUGGCUAUCCAAAUUUUGGCUAUCCAACUUUUAGCUAUCCAACUUUUAGCUAUCCAAUUCUUGACUACCCAAAUCUUACACUGCUGAAAAGAAUUAUCAGGGACAAAAAUCUACUUUAUCAGGACCUACUUUUCGAAGUGAAGAAACGGGAGAAGGAGGUUUCGCUCACCGUGAAGAGGCUGGAGCAUAUCAAAUGCAAAAGUGUCUGGGUCCGGAACUUUGCGCGACUUGUCAUGCAGGUUUUCCAUGACCCAUAUGAUCUGUAAUGGAGGACCGAGCAUAACAGAUUCCGUGAGAUCACUGUCAUGCCUAUCCUGCAUGAGAAACUGCCCCUCAACUUGAACAAAAGUGGACAGCAUUUGGUAAUCAUGCAACGCAGAUUUUUGCGUGAUUCAGAUUUAGCAUGACAAGUUCCAACCUUCCAGACCCAGACACUUUUGCAUUUGAUAGAGCAGGAGCUGGCACAAGAGUAUUCCGAGUACGACAAGGAGGUGAAAUACACGAUGCAGGAGAUCUACGCAAGAGAAAAACUGUGUAGGUGUAAGUUUGUAAUGCAUAAGUACGUAACACAAUUAUCACUUGUCAUGCUGGCCAACCACGAGGCCCUAUUUCACUUGAGUUUUCACGUGCUAGCUGUGCAUGACAGGUGGAUUUCUUUCGUCAUGUAGAACAAGUUUCUGAUGCUGUCACCCUAGACACCUACACGGACACAGUUUUUUCUUGGAUAAGAUCCGGACCCUGAAGGAAGAGCUCACGAAACACAAAGCGGAGUCAAGAAUACUGCUCAACACCGAGGAGAAAAAGUUGAAAGCACAGGAACAGGGGCUGGCAAGAAUGCUGGGGCAGAAAGAGGUACUACGAGAGGUUCUACUUGUUAUGAGGGUAGUAGAAGUUUCAACAUCUUCCGUUGGCAUUGUGAUGGUUCUACUUCUUAUUUCGCAUGACAAGAAAUAUAACACCAUUUCAACAUCUUCCGUUGGCAUUGUGAUGGUUCUACUUGUUAUUUCGCAUGACAAGAAAUAAAACACCUUGAAGAUUCAAAUUUAUUUAACCUCAGGGCACACUGUCCACCGAAGUGGAAGAUUUGGAGAGGACAAGAAGAGACGAGCAGCUCGCGCACGACAAGAGCCACGAUUUCUUGGCAAAGAAGUUAGAAGACCUGACGGCGCAGCGAGUGGAAUGGGCGGAGAAGUAUAGUUUUGUGACGUACUUCUACAACUACAUCUUCAUUCUGGCCGCGAGAAGUUCUUGUGAUGCAAAAACUAUUACUACACCGAUGAUCAAUAUCUCUGAUGCUUCAACAUAAACACCAGCAUCGAGAGCGACACAAAUGAACUACAGGUACGACAAAGACUACGCGGAGAAGCAGGAAGUGCUGACCAAAAUCCGGGACGAAUCACAUACGACCAGAACGUAUCGAAUGCAAAUAUCUCUGGGUCUGGAAGAUUCCGAACAUUUGUGAUGCAGUUUAUCCAAGCUCCACCAAGUCUGGAGUGCAGGGUCUAGCAUCACAGGAUCUGCAGCCCCUUGGUGAUGCCUGUUCUGCAUGAGAAACGCCCUCUCAGCAUGGUCAGAAAUGGGCACCUUUUGCAAGUCACGCAACACAGAUUUUUGUACGAUCCGCAACAUGCAUCACAAGUUCGCAUCCUUCCAGACCCAGACAUAUUUGCAAUGCAUAGAACGCGCCUACACGAACUCCGGGAGCUAUGAAAGGAAAAAACUGUUUGACUUUGAAUUUGUGAAGAUGUAGUUGCAGAGCAUUUUUUGCAAUACACGAUGACCGGCUGUGUAGUUGCUAGAAUAAAUAUGCAAGUCUGACAGUGGAUGUGGAAUUUUGAAUUUGAUGCCCGUGUUUCAUCUCUCUAGGAAGUAGCACGCAUGUUGCCAGAUACAGAUUUACUUCUCUGGUGUCACGUAGAAUGAGAAACUUGUCAUGCCAGAACUCCUACUUCAUAAGCAGCACGGUGGAAGACCUGAAAAUUCGUCAUGCGCGCUUCCCAAGGGAAAACACGCUUGGAAAUGCAAUGUCUUGCAGGUGUAGCAAGACAGAUAGUUCUUUGUUCCAUUUUCUGCAUCACAAGUUCACAGUGAAGCAGUUUUUUCCUCGCGAUACCAGCGGCUUGUUGCGGAAGAAAAGAAGAAGGAGGAGGUCGAGAAGGAGCAGAAAUUUCUGUUGCAGGUUAUGCAUUGCAAAUAUCGAGCUGGGUCGUCUGGAAGGACGCAAGGUGUGUCAUACUUGUCUGGCAUGACUGAAGAGUUUGUGAUGCGUGUCCAAGCAGAGUAGACCCUUUGGCCACUUGUCGUGCAAAAACGCAACUUGUCAUGUGGAAAACGCAACACGAAGCCGCGCAACUAUUUUUCAUCUUCAUGCUUGGCUGUGCAUAAUACAGAGCAUUCACGAUUCACAGCUCAGCAUUACAAGUUAUUCCAGAUGAACCAGACGUAUUUGCAAUGCAUACAGGUCGAGAAGUGGCGCUCCGGACAGGAAUUGGACAUGGCGAAGGGGAUUUUGUUAUCCUGUGUAAAAACGUCCCCAUCCCGUAGUUGUCAUGCAAAUCUGCAUGCUUACAAUGUCUCGCAUGCGGAGCUCCAUGAGACGUACUUAUUUUCUAGUUUUGUUUUGAAAUUUGUGAUGCUCGAAUCAGCAUGAGGUGCUAGAUUUGUGAUGCUGCUGCACUAGCUGAACAGGAUUAAUACCCUGCGAACUGAAACUUGUCAUGCGCAACAGCCAAAGCUUAGUAAUUUGCGUUGCAGAUUUCCCAACUUGACUCUGUGGUGGGGACGUUUUUACAUAUGACAUUCUUUUCUCCAGGCGGAAGGCCGCGCGUAUAUUGCCAAAAUGGCGGCGCUCAAUGCGGGGAAGAAGGGAAAGAAAGGGAAAAAGGGAAAGAAAAAGUAAGUGAUGUACUACUUCUAGGGGGCUUUGUUAGUAGUAGUCUUUUGGUGAAGAUUUCUAUGGUACUCGUCGGUAUUAAUAAGCUACUGUUUCAUCUAGAAGUGGAACAAAAAUUCUGCUCGUUAGUACUUGUUUAAAACUUGUUCAAGGCAUGGUGCUUCCGAGCACUAUACUACACCAUUUUAUUUCGUUUUAAUGACAACUGCAUCAUGUCGAGCUGUUAAUUGUACAGCUUUCGUCGUGGUCGAUAUUUUGUUUCGAAAUCGGUUUGUUUUUUCACUGGAAAAUAGAAAAAACCAGAAUCAUUUUCGUACACUAAGCGUCUUGGGGAAUUGGCUGGAGAUUCGACAAAAAUUUGAGUUUUUGUUAAAACCAAAACAACAGCAAGAGAAAUAAGUACAACACAAGCGAGUUUUAUUGGCCAGACGUAGGCUGAUGUAUCGGGCGCCAAAGUUCACGGAAAUGUGGUAGGCGCGUGCAAGAUGAGAAUGGAGAGGUUGCCGGUGCAGUGUUUACUGUAAGGCUCGCUGAAAAUGUUUUCUAUUAAUUUCUUGUCAGCUUUAUUGUUGCACCAUCGUCAUUUAAAAACUUUCCUUUGUCGUUUUUUUCAUCACAAUCGAUUUUUUCAUGGUCGGUCGUGGUUCUGGUUUUUUUUAAAUACUUUUUUCUCGGCGCGGCACCCACAG
Molecule: messenger RNA, 4814 nt
Organism: Amoebophrya sp. A120
Lineage: Eukaryota; Dinophyceae; Syndiniales; Amoebophryaceae
Source: the annotation of a GenBank genome assembly